Molecule: messenger RNA, 1005 nt
Organism: Neurospora hispaniola
Lineage: Eukaryota; Fungi; Ascomycota; Sordariomycetes; Sordariales; Sordariaceae
Exons: 4
Coding region: 370-1005 (211 amino acids)
Source: RefSeq, a predicted model, not a curated record
CCAGCUUUCAUUACAGGAGCACGAUUCUUUUUGAGUAAUGAGCCACACCAGCAGACUCGGUCAGCUAAACUUUGGUGAUGGCCUCUUUAGGUACAUCUUCGAGUGGUUGUAUCAGGUGCCUACCUAUCUCUAGGAGAUAUGUUUGCGUUGCAGAACGCACUCCCAACAAAGUGUCUAGCGUAGGUAUAAAGACAGAGCAGAUUCCGGCGUGCAAUGCCAGGACUCACUACCUCACUCCCUCAUAUGCGACAUUAGCUGCUCCAGGAAACUACCAGCAUCAUUCCCUUAUAUAGCAUUCUCACUCCAUUACCUUCCAUUACUACCACCCUAAGACGUCAUUGGGCCCAGUAUCUUCCACUGAUCACAGUCAUGACGGAUAUCCUCCCAUAUCGCCAUGCGGAUGCACAUGGGGACGACAUGGCUUUAUGGCCAGAUGACCAGGAACUUCAGCCCCUACCGGCGAACGUCAGUCCUUCGAUGGAGACAACUGUUUGGUUUAAUCCUUAUAUAAACGCACAGCUUGCGGUUGAUGUGUUGUCCGCCGAGCCAGACCUUACCAAUACCAUGGACUUCCAGGGCUUCAACCCGGAGGGUCUAAACACUCCCCAAGACCAGGGGCACCGUGCAUAUCCCGAUGCCACCGGUGAAACGGGGUUGUACGAAGGCGGCGACGGCGACGACUUGUUGAACAGGAACGGUGUCAUCGAACAGCCGGACUUUAACACAGCCAACAAUGCCCAGAUCUUUAGCCCACUACUGUCUCAGGCCAAGUCCCCUUCUCCCUCAGUGGCAGCUCGUCCUUCCGAAGUUGAUAUGGCGAACAUCCCAAGCACUCACGGCCGCCGGUAUACCUGCCAGCCCUGCUCGUUCUCUUCCAACACCAAGCGGGACUUUAAGCGCCACCAGAAUACGCGGAAGCAUCAGUCAAAUGCGACGAGGAGCAUGGCUACUUUGGGUGUUGGCACUGUCCCGUUCAGAAUUGCAAGUUUUCUGAUGCGAGCAUGA